Messenger RNA from Ectocarpus siliculosus, 804 nucleotides. The record is from the annotation of a GenBank genome assembly. Lineage: Eukaryota; Phaeophyceae; Ectocarpales; Ectocarpaceae.
AUGCGUGCCGGAGCUUCGGCCCACGAGCUGGCCACCGUAUCUCGCCUUCAACCCGACCAUAGUGUCCGCGUCAAGGCAAUGACUGAGAUUGGUCGACUCCGGACGCUACAGCUGGAGGCAUGCCGACUGCAGCUGGCAAAGGCGGUACGCUCCUUGCACCACACAUCGACAUCGUUGAUACAAGCCAUGCAGAGGAUGCCACCCGCGGCGAACACACAGCAGUCUCAACACGCCCGCCGGGCUCAAGCGAUCAACCGCGCUAAGACCCUUGAAGCAACCACUACCCAAAAGUACGGGCAGGGUGUAAGCACCCUCCUGGAUGCGGUUCAAGAAGCCGUGGCCGCGCGGGCAAUGGCCACGGGCGCGGCGGCAAGGAUGGCAUUGGUCGAUCUCUACCUUCAGGGGGCUCAGUGCGUGAUUGUAAGCCAGGAUCUCUGCUUGGAGGUCGGGGUUGACACAGGCCCGCUCACCAACAUCGGGAGGCAUAUGGUCCAAAAAGGGCUCAAUGAAUGCAGGACCGUAGCGAGCAUCUCCUUGGGCAGCGUGCGGCAACAGCACGAAGAACACGUGGAGACGAGCAUGAAGCACCUCCUGCGCCUCGACGAAGUAAUGAGAGGAAUUUCCCAAAAGGAGGUGGAAAUCGUGAUGGCCGUGGCUGCGGACCCUGGCCUCUCCGGCGGGGUGACGAAGUACCACAAAUGCCCGAACGGUCACGUGUACGGUGUGGGAGACUGUGGUAUGCUGAACGGGCGCGGGGUUUGCCCGGAGUGCGGACUUGCCAUCGGCGGCCCAGGCUAUCAUUGA